GUGAAAACGGCAAAAGCAUCAACUUGUGUCGAUUUGCGCUUUGAAUUGGCUAGAGGUUCCGAGGUGGGAGUCAGCUUUUCUGUGGACUCAAAUACUUACCUUUGAACCAGAGUUCAUUUUCAGAACAUUUGCUGAUGAAUCUUGAAGCUGUGGUUUUAACCGAUUUGCGAUCUGGACUUGCUGAUAUUUGUGAAGAUGCAAAGCUGUUUCAUUCGACGAUCUUGUAUUUUCUCAUAGAUUAUGUGCCAACUCCCAAGAGCGACUGAUCUUUUCAGGCCAAAAAUUCAUUUGGCAGCUGCUCAUGCCAGACUGACAAAAUCCUCAAGACAGUCAAGUUCAGAUCUUUCAUCUGGGAUUGCCCUUUCUGAAAAAAAUCCUACUUGAGAUGGAACUGAUGUUGUCUCUUAUCAAAGAAGUGGAUAGGGAAGCUCUGGAUUUCUUGCUUCAUUAUUAUUGGAUGCUGGUCGACAAGGUCAGUAAUCACUCAAAUCUGGUGCUUUAUAAAUUGCUUGAUAUGUUUAAGAUUGUUAAAGUAGCUGUAUUCUUGUUGGAGCAAAUGAAGUAUAAGACCUGUUUGAACUUCCCUGCAAAACGACGAAUUUUAGGCCUUCAUGAGGGGCUGAAAUUCUGCAAAGGAUUUCUGUGGUCUGUCAAGAAGAUGAAUGGAUUGCUGUCUGGUUCUUUGAUUGAAAAGAUUAAGGAUGCGAAGGCAGAGGAGGCCGGAGCAAGGCCUCCCCAUGUUGCAAGGUCUUCAGUGUCUAAUUGGCCCAAGAAUGAUCAAUUUGGCAGCAGUGAUUUCUUCUUGGGAAACCUGGGGGAGCUUUUGGACUGCCGGGCUGAUCUAAAUGCUCAUAUGAACUGCGAAAUUAAGGUGCUCUUGAGGCAUUUUAAACCAGACUCAAUUACUAUUACUGACGUUGUGGUGAGGCUCAAUGAUCAACUGGAAUUAACAAUGAAGCAAAUUACCAGGGAAUCAUUGCAGAUAGAUACUGUUGGCAUGACCGGAUUUGGAAAAAUAAGUUUUAUUGAAUAAACACCGUCAUGGUCCUUCAGCAAAAUGUUGCUUCAUGGUUUAAUGAAAGGUCAUUCUAGAAUUCAGCUGCAAGCAUCAACUACUUGAGUUGAAUCCUGCUUCUUUUACCUUGGAGCAUUUCCAGAAGACAAAUGUUGUUAUGGAUUGUUGAAGGAUUCAUAUAAAAACGGUUUCAAAGCACUUAGAGGACAUUGCAGAAGACUAAUUGACAAAUCAAAUCGAUAGAUGCAUGGCACUAGUCGGCAGAAAGAUUUUAAGAGUGGUAGAAGCAUGUCCUAUAAAUGUGGAAUGCCAAAAUAAUGUUGCCAAAGCAAAAUCCAAACAUGAGGCCAAAACAUGUCGUCUUCAUGAUUCGAUACCUUAUGCAAUUACGGAUUGCUGAAAGGUUUAUCUGAAAAAUGAAAAUUGGCUCAAACUGCAUAGAAGAUAUUGCGGAAGAUUGAUUUGAUGCAUCUAAUUGGUAGAAAGUCUGGUAACCUUUGCUUAAAAAAUAUGCGAUAUUACUUAUCCAAAAAAAAGAAAGAUCCAAGGUGGGGUAAACAUAUGUGGUGUUCAUAAUGUGUUACAUGAUGUUGUUAUGGAUUGCUGAAGGAUUCGUACAAAAGAAGUGAUUUGGAAAGCUUUAAAUGUGUUGCAAAGGGUUACUUGAUGGAUAUAAUAGGUAGAAGCUUUGCAAUAGUUGCUUCCGAAAGAUCCAAGGGUGGGGUAAAAGCAUGUGGUGUAAUAAAUUGUUAUGUUAUUUGAUACUGCAAUUCAAAUUAUACAUAGCUUAUUGUGUUCAAGAUU
Molecule: messenger RNA, 1819 nt
Organism: Coffea arabica (coffee)
Lineage: Eukaryota; Viridiplantae; Streptophyta; Magnoliopsida; Gentianales; Rubiaceae
Source: RefSeq, a predicted model, not a curated record